Messenger RNA from Chrysoperla carnea, 1146 nucleotides. Its product is annotated as adhesion G protein-coupled receptor E3-like. Gene Ontology annotation, cellular component: membrane. Gene Ontology annotation, molecular function: G protein-coupled receptor activity. Gene Ontology annotation, biological process: cell surface receptor signaling pathway; G protein-coupled receptor signaling pathway. The transcript is spliced from 7 exons. Lineage: Eukaryota; Metazoa; Arthropoda; Insecta; Neuroptera; Chrysopidae. Bases 1 to 1065 code for a protein of 354 amino acids. The record is from RefSeq and is a predicted model, not a curated record.
AUGAACACAAAUAAUAACAGUGGUGGUGUUAGUGGAUUUGUUAAUGGUGGUGGUGGUUUUAUGGGUGGUGGGAAUGGUGCUGCACAACCAUUAACUGAAGAAUCAGUGUUAUCAUUAUUGAUUGUAUUGGGCAGUAGUAUAUCAUUGGUUGGAUUAGUAUUUGCAUUCAUUACAUAUAGUUUAUUCUCGGACUUAAGAAGCUUAUCGGGAACAACUUUAAUGAACUUAUUAGCCGCUUUAUUUAUGACACAAUUAUUAUACGUAAUAGGCGUUGGUGGAGUACCAGAUCCAAGAGUUUGUUUAUCAUUAGCGGGUGGUUUACAUUAUGUAAGACUGGCAGCGCUAUGUUGGUUACUAACGAUGGCUCAUCAUAUGUAUCAUCAUUUUCGAGAUAAUUUAAAUUUAGUAUCAGCAGCAGAACCAACACUUGGGAAAAAAUUUUUCAGAUAUUCAGCAUUUGCAUGGGGUUUUCCUGGCAUAUUACUAAUAACCAGUUUAAGUAUACAAUAUCAUGAUAAAGCUGGUCGUUUAAGUGAUAUGCGAAGUUUAGGAGAUCUUAACUGUUGGUUUCUGGAUGACAACGCACAUAUCUAUGGCCUACUUGUACCAUCAGUUGGUAUUGUCCUAACAACAAUUAUAUAUUUGAUACGUGCAGCAAUUGUAGCACGUCUUGUAAUUAGUAUGCAAAUUGAUCGACGUACAAAACAUAAAAUGCGUCGUAAACGUACCUUACAAAUUGUUUUAUUCUUUAAGAUCACAGUAUUAUUAUCAACAGUAAUCGUUUUGGGCGCCUUAACCAAAUUUAUAAAAUCCGAUGCUUUAUGGAUAGCAUUUAAUGUGGGUCAAGGAAUGCAGGGAAUUUUUAUUGCAAUGUUGGUUACAUGUAAUUGUCAGGUAUUAAAAAUUUAUACAAAAACAAUAAAAUCACAGCGUCGUAAACGACAAACAGCCAAUGGUGGAUAUUUUUCAUCGUCAUACGGUAAUAUCAGUGGACCGGGCACAGAAAUAUCAAAAUCAACUAGUUUACAACUAUUAACCUGGGAUCCAACACCAGACGCUGUUUAAGACUUUAUUUUAAAAAAAAUUUUAAGAUGUUUUGUAUGAGUGUACAGAUUGAUUUAGAUACUAGAAAAGAAAUGUAUGUUA